Nerophis lumbriciformis (worm pipefish) is the source of this 5391-nucleotide messenger RNA. RefSeq names its product phosphodiesterase 11a (gene pde11a). The record is from RefSeq and is a predicted model, not a curated record. Gene Ontology annotation, biological process: signal transduction. Lineage: Eukaryota; Metazoa; Chordata; Actinopteri; Syngnathiformes; Syngnathidae. Gene Ontology annotation, molecular function: 3',5'-cyclic-nucleotide phosphodiesterase activity; protein binding.
UUUGGGGGUGAUAUUUAAAAAAAAGAGGAGCCUGGCGCGAAUUGUUUGGAUCCCCGGUGAUUCUCUAACCUGGACCACCAGCUAAGCUUCAUAGAUGAUCUUUCCCCGUGCGACUUCGUGGCUUUGGUUCACAGAGGACCGUCUGCAGACCGGGUAUGGCGGUGGCAAACAUGGUGCGUUUCUCUGACGUAGAAACUUUCUUGGACUCGCACCCGGAGUUGUUCGAGGAGUACCUGCACAGAAAGGGCACCUAUGGCAUGGUGGAGAAGUGGCUCAAGAACCACCCGGCCACCAAGGGUCCGGCGGUCCCGACCCCGUCGGGCGAGCGCAGGGACGACAAGGGCGCCGCGCCAAAGGACAGCUGGGCGAGCAGGUGUGACGGUCUGCAGCGCCGGGCCUCGCAGAGGGAGCUGCGGAAAACUUUCGCCCGCUCCAAAGCCGUCAACAUGAACAGAACCUACGACGAGCACGUCAACUCGCGGGCGCAAGAGCCGCUGAGCAGCAUGCGGCGGCGAGCCCUGCUGAGGAAGGCGAGCUCCCUGCCGCCCACCACCGCGCACAUCCUGAGCGCGCUGCUGGAGUCCAGAGUCAACAUCCCUCAGUACCCGUCCACGGCCGUGGACUUCAAAUAUUACCUCAAGGAGCACAACGAGAGGGAGUUCUUCCUGGAGCUCGUCAAGGACAUCUCCAACGACCUGGACCUGACGAGCCUCAGCUACAAGAUCCUGGUGUUUGUGUGCAUCAUGGUGGAGGCGGACCGGUGCUCCCUGUUCCUGGUGGAGGGCACCGGCAACAAGAAGACGCUUGUGUCCAAGUUCUUUGACGUGCAUGCGGGCACCACCGUGCUGCCCUCGAUGAACUCGGGUGAGGUGCAGGUCCCCUGGGGGAAAGGAAUUAUCGGGUACGUGGCGGAGCACGGAGAGACCGUCAACAUUCCUGACGCCUACCAGGAUCGCCGGUUCAGCGAUGAAAUUGACAAGCUGACAGGGUACAAGACCAAGUCGCUCCUGUGCAUGCCCAUUCACAACAGCGAUGGCGAGAUCAUUGGCGUGGCUCAAGCCAUCAACAAGACUUUAAGUGUGGAACUCUUCACGGAAGACGAUGAAAAGGUGCUGCAGAUGUACCUGCCCUUCUGUGGCAUAGCUAUCUCAAAUGCCCAACUCUUUGCUGCCUCAAGGAAGGAGUAUGACAGAAGUCGGGCACUCCUGGAGGUCGUCAACGACCUGUUUGAAGAACAGACUGACCUGGAGAAAAUUGUCAGGAAGAUCAUGCACCGUGCCCAAACAUUGCUGAAGUGCGAGCGCUGCUCCGUCCAGUUGCUGGAGGACAUUGAGUCACCGGUGGUGAAGUUCACCAAAUCUUUUGAGUUAUUGUCUCCAAAGUGCAGUGCUGACACUGAAUUGAGCUUCAAGGACAGUAUGGAAAAGUCUUCUUACUCUGAUUGGCUCAUCAAUAACAGCAUUGCCGAGCUGGUCGCAUCCACCGGACUUCCUGUAAACAUCAGCGACGCGUACCAGGACCCUCGCUUUGAUGCUGAGGCGGACCAGUUUUCAGACUUCCACAUCCGCUCAGUGCUUUGUGUUCCUAUAUGGAACAGCAAUCACCAAAUUAUCGGUGUGGCCCAGGUGUUGAACCGCCUUGAUGGGAAACCAUUUGAUGAUGCAGAUCAGCGUCUCUUUGAGGCAUUUGUGAUCUUUUGUGGACUGGGCAUCAACAACACCAUCAUGUACGACCAGGUGAAGAAGUCCUGGGCCAAACAGUCUGUGGCUUUGGAUGUUCUGUCUUACCACGCCACUUGCUCCAAGACUGAAGUAGACAAAUUCAAGGCCGCCAACAUCCCCCUUGUGUGCGAGCUGGGUAUUGACAUGCUCUCCUUUGAUGAUUUCUCCCUGGAUGUUGAUGCCAUGAUAACAGCUGCUCUGAGGAUGUUUAUGGAGCUGGGAAUGGUCCCCAAAUUUAAGAUUGACUAUGAGACACUGUGCAGAUGGCUGUUGACUGUCAGGAAAAACUACCGGAUGGUUCUGUACCAUAACUGGAGACAUGCCUUUAACGUGUGCCAGUGUAUGUUUGCCAUGCUCACGACGGCCGGCUUUCAGGAGACUCUGACAGAAGUAGAGAUCUUAGCUCUUAUAGUGGGCUGCGUGUGUCACGACUUGGACCACCGGGGCACCAACAACGCUUUCCAGGCGAAGACGGGCUCAGCUCUCGCGCUGCUUUAUGGCACCUCGGCUACACUCGAGCACCACCACUUCAACCAUGCUGUCAUGAUCCUGCAAAGCGAGGGUCACAACAUCUUCUCCAACCUUUCGUCCGCUGAAUACAGUAACCUGAUGCAGCUGCUCAAACAGUCUAUUCUGGCAACGGAUCUCACUCUUUACUUUGAGAACAGAAACACCUUCUUUGACCUUGUCACCAAAGGAGAUUACAACUGGAACGUGAAGGCCCACAGAGACAUGUGCAGGUCGAUGAUGAUGACGGCGUGCGAUCUCGGCGCUGCCACCAAACCUUGGGAAAUAUCCCGCAAAGUGGCAGAGUUAGUGACCAGCGAGUUCUUUGAGCAGGGCGACAGGGAGAGAUCCGAGCUCAAGCUCACGCCCUCGGCCAUCUUUGAUCGAAACAGAAAGGACGAGCUGCCGGGUCUUCAGUUGGAGUGGAUUGAUGGAAUUUGUGCCCCUCUCUAUGAGACUCUGGUCAAGUUGAAUCCUAAACUUCAGCCCAUGCUCGACAUGAUCCAAGCCAACAGGGCCAAGUGGGAGGAGCUGAACCACGAGCGACAAAGGGGCCACAGCCUUUCCGCCCCCGCGAGCCCCUGCGGCGUCACUGAGGUCCCGGAAAACAUGGCCCGCACAGUUCAGAAGACGAGCAGCGGUGCUGACGACUCAGCGUCUAAAUCGCUCGGUUAGCUUCCAGCCAGACAGGGCACACUCCUUACAUCCUCUUCUCCAUGCUGGCCUACAACUUGUGCAGCGCAUGCGAGCGUUCUCCUUCGAGACGAGCUCGGAAGUGUGCUAAAGGUUGUCAAGGUUUGCAGAGCUGGUCCACACCCACGAGAUGCGAGUCAGCCUGCAAGAAAUAUGUCAGCUAACUAUUUUGGCCAUUGCACACCAAGGCGUGGCCAAAUAUUGGAGAGAUGAUGCUUGUGGCGACUCUCUGUGUACAUAGGCUAUUGAGAGCCGCGUUGCGUUCAAGUGCUCUCCCAAAACUCUGGAUUGUCUUGUGGCUGUUGAAGGAUGAAGUGUUGCAGGAGAGGCAGCUGCAAUGUUCCACUUCCUUCCCUCUUGUGCCUUGUUUCAAAGAGCCCCAUGGAAAAUGCAUGCCCUCCUAACACACACACACACACUUUGGGAAAUGACACCUCUGAUGGAUCUUGUCCCAUCAUCACCGUGAUUCAAAGGUCCUUAAGGGUGCAGACUGUUUUCAUCACUUAGCCUUUAUAAACCCAACAAAAUUUUAGAUUUUUAGCUUUUUAACUGAAAAGAUUUCACAAAAACAUAAACAAGCAGGAAUUACAGCACAGCGAUUUAGUACCUUCAUUUUUCAGAGGAUCAAAAAACGUAUUUCAUUUUUGUCCCAAGGAAGGACGACGGAAAGUAACAGGAGUGAGUUUUUAGCAUAGAAUUAUCAAAUACAUGAAAUUUAGCCUCAUGAGCGUACGAAUGCCAACAACAUAUUGAUAUUAAGCAUGUUACAUUGAUUCGACAAAAUACACAAAUGGCAUCAAAACAUAAUAUUCAGUACUGUGUGAUAAGAACAAUGCUCUCAGUACAAACAAAAGACAAGGCCGACACAUUCAACUUAAUGGCAAAGACUUCUUCCUGGCUGCGGCAACACAGCUAGGGCAAACAUAACAACUGGGCAGCACGGUAUUUAAUGUUAAAUCAUUAAAAUAGAUUUUAUUGUUAAACGUUUAUGAACUCAAAAAAGUACAGAAAACUGCUAUCAAUUCCAAAGUACUGGGAAAAGGGUACUAUUUGAUGGCUGCAAAAUAAUUUUUUAUCCAAGUAUUACAAAUAUGUCCGCCCCUGAAAAUGGAGAUACACAUGUCUUGUCCCUUGCUUAAAGAUUACGGAAUCACCACAUUUAUUAUAUGUCUAUUUUUGGUCCUAAAUGAAAGAUUUUGAAUGAAAAAAAUGGCUAGUUGCAAUCAAAUGUGCAACUAGAGGAGACCAAACCAAUUAGAGCGCACUCGUUCAGUAUCGUGGCCACUGAUUGGCUCAGCCUCAAGCAGCAUUACUAUCCCUGACUAAAAGAGUAUAAAAGGGUGUUAUUCUCAUGAUAUUUAAAUGCUUGAUUUAUAUAGGCUAGUAAGGUCAAGUUUUGUACCUGACAAGUUUCGUGUUGUAUAUUACCUGCUCAGUGGCCUAGUGGUUAGAGUUCAAACCCCGGCCGAGUCAUACCAAAGACUAUAAAAAUGGGAGCCAUUAACUCCCUGCUUGGCACUCAGCAUCAAGGGUUGGAAUUUGGGGUUAAAUCACGGAAAAUUAUUCCCGGGCGUGGCCACCUCUGCUGCUCACUGCUCCCCUCACCUCCCAGGGGGUGAUCAAGGGUGAUGGGUCAAAUGCAGAGGACAAAUUUCACCACACCUAGUGUGUGUUUGUGACAAUCAGUGGUACUUUAAUUUAACUUCCAUCCUUUUGGGUUGGCGGGGGGUGCUGGAGCCUAUCUCAGCUGCAUUCGGGCGGAAGGCGGUGUACACCCUGGACAAGUCGCCAUCUCAUCACAGGGCCAACACAGAUAGACAACAUUCACACACUAGGGCCCAUUUAGUGUUGCCAAUCAACCUAUCCCCAGGUGCAUGUCUUUGACUUAAUAUGGAAAAAUCCAUAUAGCACGUCACUGGUGACGUCACGCUAACAUCACGUGACACCCCGGAUGAAUGCUGCAGAAGCAAGGUCGCCGAAACUUGUCAGUAGGAGGAGCUGCCUGGCGGGCCGCAGCACACCCAGACCACGCCUGGCCACCCUCACUCCUCUGCCGUCACCCAGCUUGACAACCAACCACCACCUCCAUUCGCACAAGGGAGGAGAGCCUCCAUGACCUUUGACCCUGAAUGAUCCCCACCCAAAGGAGCGGGAGAAGGUCUCAAAAGGAGAAGGACCAGCUGCCAGCAGACAGUCCAGAAUGAAAACAACAACUUCCAAGUACAGUAGUUGCACUUUUUGCAGGACUCAGGUGUUGACAAAAAUGUUUGUGCACAACAAAGUAGUUAGUUUGCCGGUGCAGCACAUCAUUCUGCAGAGUCCAGCGCCCACAUAAAGAAUCUCACGUGCUCGUGACUCAGUCUGUUUUUUUUUUACAGAGUACGACUGCAAAAUGAAAUAAGUUAUGAGUGCAAGGAGCGAAUCAACUGAUUUCAAUAGGAAAUGUUGAUUUGAGAUACAAGUGUUUGAG